AUGCAUAUCAAACCCCUUCCCACUCUAGGACUCAUGCUCCCUCUCUUCGCAUCAUUGGCACAAGCAAACGUGGAAAAGACCAUCUUCCUAGCACCAGCACCAGCAGCCGUCCCCUCUGAGGAACCAGAUCUCGACGACCUAGGUUUGGAGCGUCUAUCACCACAGAGCCCUGUGGUGCGCACUCGCCUCAAUGCCUCAUUCCCAAUGGCCGCUACACCCGGCGGUACGGACUCGUGGUUCUUCCUUGAAAACCUGAACCCGGGCCAGCGGUACGAGGUACGAGUGUGCUGGCUAGCCACUCAACCAACAACCUUCACCCUCACCACCUAUGUGCCAAAAGAAAUCGAAGACAAAAGCCUCCUGUCUUCCCUGAGCACGUACGCAGCAGCCCGACUCGCAACACUAGACACAAAUCUUCAAGUAAAUUCCAUCCCGCGCCGUGUCAGUCCACACAGCAGCGAAGAUCCGCUCGACCCUGCGCCGACCAGGGACUCGGUCCUGUUUCUGCAUGUGCAAGCCGCAGCAGAUUAUUUCAGUACAGACCAGGCAUUGAUGCAGAAUGUUCCACCCGUGGCGGUGGACUUGAUUCUUGAUCCAUUCUUGUUCAAUGUUUUCCCGCGCUCGUUGGUGCCGACUGCUGGGUGGAUUGUAAUUGUUACUAUUCUUGCGGUGGUGCUGGGGAGGUGGGCUGUGAAGGAGGUUGGAAGGGUUGUGAAUGAUGCUAGGAGGCAAAGUGUUUUGGAGGAAGUGAAGAAGAGAUGA
Penicillium robsamsonii is the source of this 762-nucleotide messenger RNA. RefSeq lists its product as uncharacterized. Gene Ontology annotation, biological process: GPI anchor biosynthetic process. Lineage: Eukaryota; Fungi; Ascomycota; Eurotiomycetes; Eurotiales; Aspergillaceae. Gene Ontology annotation, molecular function: mannosyltransferase activity. The coding region runs from base 1 to 762 and encodes 253 amino acids. The transcript is spliced from 2 exons. The record is from RefSeq and is a predicted model, not a curated record. Gene Ontology annotation, cellular component: endoplasmic reticulum membrane; mannosyltransferase complex.